Messenger RNA from Sclerotinia sclerotiorum 1980 UF-70, 1377 nucleotides. RefSeq lists its product as hypothetical. NCBI's taxonomy places the organism in Eukaryota, Fungi, Ascomycota, Leotiomycetes, Helotiales, Sclerotiniaceae. Bases 1 to 1377 code for a protein of 458 amino acids. The record is from RefSeq and is a predicted model, not a curated record. The transcript is spliced from 5 exons.
AUGGCUGCUUCAGUAACUCAAAACCCAGCUCCCAAGCCAGAAUCUAAGUCUGCGAAGAAGAAGAAGGCCAAGACCGAAGCUGUAGAGGUUCAAAAGCCCACCGAACCAACAGCAGUCACCGAGAAGGCCCCCUCCAACAGUGCUGAAGAGAGCACCAAUGGUGAUGGAGCAUACGAAAGUCCAUAUAUCAAGGAGCUCUACAAGAGUAUUCGUAAUGUCAACAAGAAGAUCACAAACGCUUCCAAAGUUGACAAUGUCCUCGCCGAAAACCCUGGCAAGAGCUUGGACGAGUUGGUAGCUACUCGCAAAAUCAACGCUGAUCAAAAGGCACAAAUCUUGAAGAAGCCAUCUCUCCAGGCAUCUUUGGCCCAACUUGAGGAGCAAAUCGCACAAUAUAAGAAGUUCGACCAAGAAUACAAGACUAAGCUCCAGGUAGAGAAGGCUGAAUUCGAGAAGACUUUCAAUGAGCGUGCAAGUAAAGAACUCGAGGAGAAGGUCCACGCUGCUAAGGAGUCAGUUGCCAAGGAGAAGGCUGAGGAACAGGAGGCCAAUUUGUUACUCAUUACUAAAUUCCUCUGUCUCGCUGCUUUGCGCCGCAGCCCGGAAAAUGAUCCAAACCUUGAUGAGAACAAGGGCAUUGAAGGUCUUCUCACCCAAGUCUACAGUGGUGAUGAGGCUGCUGUAGCUGCCAUGACGAAGAUCAUCCAAGGUUCCGAGGAGAUUUGUUCCUCCGUCAACGGCGAGGAACUCACUACGACCUAUGCCGAUAUUAAGGCUAUUGCGCUUGCGCUACCAACAACACCUGCCGCUGCCGAAUUUAUCGAGACCGCUGAAGAAGAGACAACCCAAACCGAAGUCGCCGAGUAUCCUGUUCAAAGUGACCCUACUAUCGCCAACGCCGGUUUGACCGAAAUCGACGAGCCUGUGACAAGUGCAAUGACCAAUGGCCAUCAAGAACCAAGUUUCGAGGAAGCUCAAGGACUCCCUCAAAACUCCACUUUUGGGGAAGGAGGAAAUGCUGCGGCAGAGGCAAAUUGGGACAACAACAACGAUUUGUCCACGUCGCAAGAGUGGGUCGAGGUUACUCGCGAAACUACUGAGACUGAGACUGGCGUUACUGCUACUCCUGCUGCCGCUCCUAAUACUCAAAGUUGGGCCGAUGAACAGCCAGAGAGCCCCGGUUCAAAGACUCCUACUGCCCCAACUACCAACAAUGAUGGCUUCCAUGAAGUCAGCCGUAAUCGUGGCCGUGGAGAGUAUCGUGGUAGAGGAGGCAGAGGUCGUGGUGGCUUCAGAGGUGAUGGACAACAUCGAGGAGGACGUGGUCGAGGUGGUCCACGUGGGGCUCCUCGUGCCCCAAGAGGCGACUCAUCAUAG